Messenger RNA from Angiostrongylus costaricensis, 885 nucleotides. The record is from the annotation of a GenBank genome assembly. Lineage: Eukaryota; Metazoa; Nematoda; Chromadorea; Rhabditida; Metastrongylidae.
AAUAAGAUUUCAGAGCAUAGAAAUGAUGACCAGCUUGAUCCUAUGAAGGUAGAAGCCUUGACAGAUUUUAUGUCAAUCACAAAUGCUGACAGAGAUGCCGCAUUGUCAAUCCUUGAGAGCGUUCAUUGGGAUGUAAAUGUAAGUUUUAUGGGGCUUGAAGUUUCUCUCGUCUCUUGGAAUAUCGACGGUCUUGACGGAAAUAACUUAUCAACACGUAUGAAGGGUGUCUACAAAAUCGUGAACAAUCUCAACCCAGAUUUUGUAUUUCUACAAGAGGUCGUGGGUAGAGAGUUGUCGACGAUUAAUCGGUUUUCAAAAUUGUACAACAUUUUCUACUCGAAUGAAGGUUACCUUUAUUUCACAGCGAUACUAGUCAGUAAAAUGUUUGAAGUUGACAGCCAUAAUGUUAUUCACUAUCAAAACUCUGGUAUGGGACGAACACUUCAGGUAUUGGAGGGAAAAAUCGGACAGCAGAAAGUAUUUUUGUUAAAUACUCAUUUGGAAAGCAUGAAGGAACACAGCAAGAUAAGGUUCUACUUUUUUAAACUAUGUAUGGAGAAAAUCUGUGACAUUAUAUCGAGUCAUCCAAACUGCCUUCUCUUUUUUGGAGGAGAUUUAAAUAUAAGGGAUGCAGAGGUUUCAAACAUACCUAGAGGUCUUGCGGAUGCAUGGGUAGCAGCAGGAGGUAGCAAAGAGACCGAGUUCACAUGGGACACGAGAAAAAAUGACAACAAAAGAGCAUUUGGGGCAAGGAGUAGGUUCGACCGUAUUUUUUGGUACGGACCCUUACACCGCGUCAAAUUCUCGCUUGCUGGCCAGCAAAGGAUCAGAAGUUGUUUAUGUUUCCCAUCCGAUCACUGGGCAAUACACUGCGAGUUUUCAUAG